ACACACACCCACAUUCACACACCCACACUCAUACACAGAGCGGAGCUCGUGGCCGUCCAGCUGCACAAAUACACUGGAUGCCUGUUAGCGGUGGAAACUGAAUUUUCUUUACCUUGAGAUUUUCUGCAGUAUUAUCCAAAAUGAGUAGCUCUUUCUCAGCCAAAAUGGAACUGGCUAAAGAUAUGAAGGAGGAGGAUAAGUUGUACAGAUAUAAUGGAGUGCUGUACCCUGUCAUCAUGAGUCCAGUGGAGAACCUGAAGGCUAUGGAAAGGCUGGAAGCAAGAGCAGAUGAUGUAAUGUUAGUUGCAUAUCCCAAAUGUGGUUUUAAUUGGAUGGUGGCGGUGCUUCGUAAAAUACUGGCAGCAGCAACUGGUGAGAAAGCAGAGUCCCAAAUCCCUCCAUUGAUGGAGUUCUUUGGGCCAGAAAUGCAGCAGGUUAUUCACAAAGCACCGUCCCCCAGAUUUCUAGGGACACACAUGCACCCAGAUAACAUUCCUGCAUCCUUCACCACAAAGAAAACAAAGAUGCUGGUGAUAUUCAGGAACCCGAAAGACACAGUGGUUUCCUUCUAUCACUUCUCCAACAAAAACCCAUUUCUACCCACUGCCGAGUCCUGGGACCGCUUCUUCUCAGAGUUUAUGAGUGGAAAAGUUCCCUGGGGUUCAUAUUUCGACCAUGUACUUGGCUGGGAGAAGAGAAUGGAUGACCCUAACGUGAUAAUAGUCACCUUUGAGGAGUUAAAACAGGACCUGAGUGAAGGUGUGCGAAGGGUCUCUGAGUUCUUUGGUUUCAGUCUCAGUGAUCCUCAGAUCCAGGCCAUCGCAGAGAAGAGCACCUUCAACGCUAUGAAGGAGAGCUCCAAUGACUCACACGGCCAGAUGGGCAACGUCUUGUUCAGGAAAGGUGAAGUAGGAGACUGGAAGAACCAUUUCAGCCCAGCCCAAAGCCAGGAGAUGGAUACAGCAUUUGAGAAGCACCUGGCAGGGACUAAACUGGGGGCUAAACUGAAGUAUGACCUGUACUGCAAGUAGAUAGCAGACAGGAUGAGCACUGACUGAACUGAGACAGGAUUCAAGGGAAACACUGACAGAUUAGGAAAGUUCAACCCCAACAGGCAGGAGAGCUGGUAUGCAGUAGCUAAACUGACAUAGACAAUGAGGAAUUUGGUGGUGUGACACUUGUUACUCCACUUGACUGUCUUACACUGCAGCCAUUCCAGGGCAUUUUGUGAAAGUGUGACAUGAGAUAGAGUAGACAUGAUAUACUUCAUGUUAGAUUCUUUAUACACAUCUUGUAAUCCUUGUUUUUAUACCACUGCACUUAAGAAUGUUAAUUAAAGUUGGUUCAAUGAUUGA
Molecule: messenger RNA, 1355 nt
Organism: Salmo salar (Atlantic salmon)
Lineage: Eukaryota; Metazoa; Chordata; Actinopteri; Salmoniformes; Salmonidae
Product: sulfotransferase 6B1
Molecular function (GO): sulfotransferase activity
Source: RefSeq, a predicted model, not a curated record